Molecule: messenger RNA, 487 nt
Organism: Erpetoichthys calabaricus (reedfish)
Lineage: Eukaryota; Metazoa; Chordata; Cladistia; Polypteriformes; Polypteridae
Product: histone H2B 5-like
Exons: 1
Coding region: 55-432 (125 amino acids)
Cellular component (GO): nucleosome
Molecular function (GO): protein heterodimerization activity; structural constituent of chromatin; DNA binding
Source: RefSeq, a predicted model, not a curated record
AGAGAAACCCGAGGCGUUGCGUCAUUCAAUUUCUCAUCUGUACUGAGAGUAGUAAUGCCUGAGCCGAAAGCAGCCCCUGCCCCGAAGAAGGGCUCGAAGAAGACUGUUUCUAAGAGCCAAGCGAAGGGUGGGAAGAAACGCAGAAAGUCCAGGAAGGAAAGUUAUUCCAUCUAUGUGUACAAGGUAAUGAAGCAAGUUCACCCUGAUACUGGCAUCUCUUCUAAGGCGAUGGGGAUCAUGAAUUCGUUUGUAAACGAUAUCUUUGAGCGCAUCGCUGGUGAGGCCUCACGUUUAGCGCACUACAACAAGCGCUCAACCAUUUCAUCUCGGGAGAUCCAGACUGCUGUGAGACUUCUUCUACCGGGAGAACUUGCUAAGCAUGCUGUGUCUGAGGGCACCAAGGCAGUUACCAAGUACACCAGCUCGAAGUAAGCAACAUCUGUUUGAAACCAACGGCUCUUUUCAGAGCCACCCACAUAAUCCAAAA